Messenger RNA from Kuraishia capsulata CBS 1993, 489 nucleotides. RefSeq lists its product as uncharacterized. NCBI's taxonomy places the organism in Eukaryota, Fungi, Ascomycota, Pichiomycetes, Pichiales, Pichiaceae. The record is from RefSeq and is a predicted model, not a curated record. Gene Ontology annotation, molecular function: transcription coregulator activity. Gene Ontology annotation, cellular component: mediator complex; core mediator complex. Gene Ontology annotation, biological process: regulation of transcription by RNA polymerase II. The coding region runs from base 1 to 489 and encodes 162 amino acids. The transcript is spliced from 2 exons.
AUGGAACAACAUGAGGGCCAUUGGUACUAUAUUGAUCCCAAUCAAACCUACGAGCCGAUGCGGCCAUCUUUCAAGCAAGACUUGCUAAGGAUAUAUGCUCUGGACUCGGUAUCCAACUCAGUCGCCAGAACGAAUCCAGAUGGCAAAAAAGGAGUUAAGCUGAGGAAAUCAUAUAAGAAUCAUAUAACGGAGUUACCCGGAAAGCAUGAUAUACCCAAAGACCGCGAUCUAUCGCCGCUGGUAUUUGGGCCACCCAGAGAAGGAGUUCAGCCUGAGAUCAAGACCUUCGAUAUCGAGGAGCUGAAAAGUUUGGUCUCCUUCGAGCGUUCCUCAAUUAACGGGAUUCCGGGCUUUGAUCCUUCCAAGCUGGCAAUGGAAGACAAAAUGUCGCCUGGAAGCGACAAGAAGGCCAAGAAAAGAACAAACACAGCCUCUCCACCGGUCAAUGCGGAUAACAAAAGGAGACAUGUCCAGGUCCAUUUCGAUUAG